Trichoderma asperellum CBS 433.97 is the source of this 1408-nucleotide messenger RNA. RefSeq lists its product as uncharacterized. Gene Ontology annotation, molecular function: alcohol dehydrogenase (NADP+) activity; zinc ion binding. Gene Ontology annotation, biological process: alcohol metabolic process. NCBI's taxonomy places the organism in Eukaryota, Fungi, Ascomycota, Sordariomycetes, Hypocreales, Hypocreaceae. The record is from RefSeq and is a predicted model, not a curated record.
UGAAACUGUCCAGUCUCGACUUGUCUAAAGCGAAGUUGAGAAUACCCGGCAGUCACUACUUGAAAGGACUUUAUCUGUUCUAUAUACCAACGAUACGUUUCCUAUACUUUCCAGGAGAAAAAAACCAGUAUCGCAAACAUGGCCGACAGCAAUUCAACCUUCACCAUCGAUGUCUUCAGAGGCACACCCGAAGGAGGACUGGCCGUUGAAACGUCAACUCGUACUCUUGGCUACGGCGAAGUAUACAUCGAAACAACCCACUCAGGACUGUGUGGCACUGACCUUCACUACCUGGCGCGUGGACGAAUCAUCGGCCAUGAAGGAGUGGGAGUUGUAAGACAGCUCGGCCCUGGCGUAUCAGAUAUCAAAGUUGGAGACCGCGUCGGAUUCGGUUAUACACACAAGGUCUGCGGCACUUGUGACUGUUGUUUGAGCGGGAGGGAUCAGUACUGUCCUAAUCGAGUGGACUUCAAUAGAAACCACGACAAAAUGGGCACCAUCUCCUCUGGUGUGAUCUGGUCAGCCAACAUGGUCUUCCCGAUCCCAGACGGAUACGACUCUGCCGACGCAGCGCCACUUCUCUGUGCCGGUUCCACAGUCUUCACCGUUCUGACCGGGCCCGAGGUCAAAUCAACCGAUCGCAUUGGCAUCAUGGGCAUCGGUGGCCUGGGACACUUGGCCAUCAAACUCGCCGCAGCCAUGGGCCACGAGGUCGUCGUUCUGUCAACCUCUGAAUCAAAACGACAGGAAGCACUCGACUAUGGAGCGACAGAGUUCCACGUCUACAAUUCAGAGACUGCUCCACCCGGCUUCAGGCCCCUGAAUCAUUUACUGCUGUGCGGAAACACCGCAAGCAGUAACUUUAACAACCUAAUCGAACUCCUGGCCGUUAAUGGCACAGUAUAUCCAUUGACCGUCUCUGCAGAACACACACCUGUUGAUCUGGGAGAAUUGACUGGUUUGGGAGCUUCCAUCAAAGGAUCCCUCACGGCUUCGCGCCGUACUAUCGUUGAGCUGCUUCGGUUCGCCUCUCGACAUGACAUCAAGCCAACAGUUAUGAAGUUCCCAAUGACAGAAGAUGGAGUCAAGGAUGCUAUUGAGACUUUGAAAGAUGGGAGAAUGAGGUACCGGGGAGUGCUGGUUCGUUAGACUGGGAAAACUAGCCUGAUCGUAAUGAAAGCCCUCUGAAAGGAUUGAUGAGAUUUCAUAUCGUUGCUGUCGGGUCAUGAGGAACACACUGAUAAACUUCGAGCUGGGCCAAUUCGGGAUAAUCACGACCAAGCGGCAGAAACGGAGAAUCGACGUGGAUACCGAGUAGAUUGCUGUUGUUCGCUUUCACCAGUAUCAUCUUGAUCAAUACCAUGCUCACUAGUACCGUCUUCAUCAGUGUCAUCUCCGUCAAGGCCAU